This is a messenger RNA of Elephantulus edwardii (Cape elephant shrew), 636 nucleotides long. RefSeq names its product family with sequence similarity 53, member A (gene FAM53A). The transcript is spliced from 5 exons. Gene Ontology annotation, biological process: protein import into nucleus. The record is from RefSeq and is a predicted model, not a curated record. Lineage: Eukaryota; Metazoa; Chordata; Mammalia; Macroscelidea; Macroscelididae. Gene Ontology annotation, cellular component: nucleus. Bases 1 to 636 code for a protein of 211 amino acids.
AUGGUCACGCUCAUCACUGAGAAGCUGCAGAACCAGAGCCUGGACGACCUCGCCCGCAAGACCUACGAUGGCAGCCUGUGUCCCACCGAGAAACUGAACAGAAGCGGUGGCAUAUUCCCGUUUGAACUCCAUGCCGACAAGAGCCCCUGGAAGGUGGUCAGCGGAGGCCGGCCCGGCCGCAGCGAGGGGCCCCCGGUGCCCGCCUUCGCCUUCUCCCCCGGCCCCUUCGCCGCGGUGCACUCCAUGGGCCGCUCACAGCCGUGCGUGCUGGACGAGAGGCCAGGGCGGCGCAAACGCCGGCGCGACGAGGACACACGCUGGCCAAGGCCCGCGCUGGACUUCCUGAAGAUGACACGGACACUGAAGAACUCCAAGAGCCUGUGCUCCCUGGACUACGACGAUGAGGACGAGGACGACGCUCACGCCAAGACCGUGGUGUCGUCGCCGUGUGACUCGCAGGACCUGCCCAGCAGCGCCACACCGGGCUCCAGCCCCGCGAGGGUCCUGCGCCCCUGGACGCCGCGGGACAGCGAGAGCGCAGGGGUCCCCAGCGACGGGGACAGCGCGGAGGAGGAGGAGGGCAUCUUCCCGCUGGACUGUGCUGACCUGGACCUGGAGCAGAUCGAGAACAACUGA